This is a messenger RNA of Aspergillus fischeri NRRL 181, 1575 nucleotides long. Its product is annotated as cytochrome P450. Gene Ontology annotation, biological process: ergosterol biosynthetic process. Gene Ontology annotation, molecular function: monooxygenase activity; iron ion binding; oxidoreductase activity, acting on paired donors, with incorporation or reduction of molecular oxygen. The transcript is spliced from 4 exons. The record is from RefSeq and is a predicted model, not a curated record. The coding region runs from base 1 to 1575 and encodes 524 amino acids. NCBI's taxonomy places the organism in Eukaryota, Fungi, Ascomycota, Eurotiomycetes, Eurotiales, Aspergillaceae.
AUGGGUCUUAUCGCGUUCAUUCUCGACGGCAUCUGCAAGCAUUGCUCGACGCAGUCAACAUGGGUGCUUGUGGGAGUCGGACUACUGUCCAUCCUCGCUGUAUCUGUCAUUGCCAAUGUGCUGCAGCAGCUACUGUUCAAAAAUCCUCACGAGCCUCCUGUGGUCUUCCACUGGUUCCCCUUUAUUGGUAGCACCAUCAGUUAUGGCAUUGAUCCGUACAAGUUCUUUUUCGACUGCCGCGCAAAGUAUGGCGAUAUCUUCACAUUCAUUCUACUUGGCAAGAAGACAACGGUGUAUCUUGGUACGAAGGGCAAUGACUUCAUUCUAAACGGCAAGCUGCGAGAUGUUUGCGCUGAGGAGGUGUAUUCACCACUCACUACGCCUGUUUUUGGUCGACAUGUCGUGUAUGACUGCCCUAAUGCUAAGCUUAUGGAGCAGAAGAAGUUCGUCAAAUACGGUCUCACCUCUGAUGCGCUCCGAUCUUAUGUUCCCCUAAUUACGGAUGAAGUAGAGAGCUUUGUCAAAAAUUCUCCGGCCUUCCAGGGACACAAGGGCGUCUUCGAUGUAUGCAAAACAAUCGCUGAAAUCACCAUUUACACUGCUUCGCGCUCGCUUCAAGGGAAAGAAGUUCGAAGCAAAUUUGAUUCCACAUUCGCAGAGUUGUACCAUAACCUUGACAUGGGCUUCGCUCCUAUCAACUUCAUGUUACCCUGGGCCCCCCUGCCCCACAACCGCAAAAGGGAUGCUGCGCAGCGUAAAUUGACCGAAACUUAUAUGGAAAUCAUCAAAGCACGCCGUCAGACUGGCAGUAAGAAGGAUUCUGAAGACAUGGUCUGGAACCUCAUGUCCUGCGUUUACAAGAACGGCACACCGGUUCCCGAUGAGGAAAUCGCUCAUAUGAUGAUUGCUUUGUUGAUGGCGGGUCAGCAUUCUUCCUCUUCUACUGCUUCCUGGAUUGUUCUGCGCCUUGCGACGCGGCCUGAUAUAAUGGAAGAGCUAUAUCAGGAACAAAUUCGUGUUCUCGGAUCCGAUUUGCCUCCACUCACGUUUGACAAUUUGCAGAAGCUGGAUUUGCACGCGAAGGUCAUCAAGGAGACUCUACGCUUGCAUGCACCGAUUCACUCGAUCAUUCGAGCCGUGAAGAAUCCCAUGGCUGUGGAUGGUACUUCAUAUGUGAUCCCGACAUCUCAUAAUGUUCUCUCUUCUCCAGGCGUCACUGCCAGGUCUGAGGAGCACUUCCCAAAUCCACUCGAAUGGGACCCUCACCGUUGGGAUGAGGACAUUGCAGCUAGCGCUGAGGACGAUGAGAAAGUUGAUUAUGGCUACGGGUUAGUUAACAAGGGCACCAAUAGCCCGUACCUCCCGUUUGGCGCUGGACGGCAUAGGUGCAUUGGCGAGCAAUUUGCAUAUCUUCAGCUUGGCACAAUCACCGCUGUACUUGUGCGGUUAUUCAAAUUCCGUAAUUUGCCAGGAGUCGAUGGCGUCCCCGACACAGAUUACUCUUCUCUGUUCUCCAAACCGCUGGGCCGAUCUUUUGUGGAGUUUGAAAAGCGCGAGUCCGCUACCAAAGCCUGA